UUGGAUAAGCAAGGCUUGGAUAAGUGAGACUCUACUGUACAAUGAUUUUCAAAGGAUACAAACUGGGUUUUCAGAUACUGAGACAGUGGGACUCGAUACGCAAGGCUUCGGAGCCUUUUGCCAAAGGUAAAGUUUUCUUUUCUUUUUCAGACACAGAUAAAUGCUUUGAUUGUCCUGGAUAUCAGUAUCCAAAUGAUAACAAGGAUGGAUGUCUCGCCAAAGAAAUCACCUUCUUGUCCUUUGGAGAGCCCCUGGGGAUCAUUUUGACUGUGUUUGCUCUCAAAUUUUCUCUCAUCACAGUUUUUAUUCUUGACAUCUUUAUGAAGUACAAGGACACUCCCAUUGUCAAGGCGAACAAUAAGAACCUCACCUACAUCCUUCUGAGCUCCCUCCUUCUUUCCUUCCUUUGUGUUCUGCUGUUCAUUGGCCGACCUGGGAAGGCGGCCUGCCUCCUUCAACAAACUGCUUUUGGCGUGAUUUUCUCAGUGGCACUUUCUUCCAUUUUGGCCAAAACCAUCACUGUCAUUCUGGCUUUCGUAGCCACCAAGCCCGGGUCCAGAGUAAGACAAUGGAUGGGGAAGAGAUUGGCAUAUUCCAUUGUACUUUCUUGCUCCUUUUUUCAAGCUACUAUUUGUAGCAUCUGGCUGAUCACCUCUCCUCCAUUCCCAGACUUUGACAUGUACUCAGUGGCUCAAACAAUUGUAUUCAAAUGCAAUGAAGGCUCAAGCGGUAUGCUUUAUGCUCUCUUGGGUUUCCUGGGUUUCCUUGCUCUUGUCAGCCUCACUUUGGCUUUCUUAGCCAGGAAGUUACCUGACAGUUUUAAUGAGGCCAAGUUUAUCACCUUCAGCAUGUUGGUCUUUUGCAGUGUUUGGCUGUGCUUCAUUCCAACAUAUUUGAGCACGAGGGGCAAAAGUAUGGUGGCUGUGGAGAUUUUCUCUAUCUUGGCUUCCAGUUUUGGUUUAUUGGGCUGUAUCUUCUCACCAAAAUGCUACAUUAUUUUAGUGAAGCCUGAGCUGAACACCAAGGAACAGCUAAUAAAAAGAAGAAAUUAAAGACUCACUUUUUAUUCAAUUACAAAUAUUGAUGCACACUAUUCAGCUCACUAGUGCAUAAUUAGAAAUUAGAGAUAUAUUUUUCCAAGGUAAUAUUCUCAGUUGAAAGGGACUUGCUAAUCAUAUC
Molecule: messenger RNA, 1179 nt
Organism: Anolis carolinensis (green anole)
Lineage: Eukaryota; Metazoa; Chordata; Lepidosauria; Squamata; Anolidae
Product: vomeronasal type-2 receptor 26-like
Exons: 1
Coding region: 42-1052 (336 amino acids)
Biological process (GO): G protein-coupled receptor signaling pathway
Cellular component (GO): plasma membrane
Molecular function (GO): G protein-coupled receptor activity
Source: RefSeq, a predicted model, not a curated record